Clonostachys byssicola is the source of this 1374-nucleotide messenger RNA. Lineage: Eukaryota; Fungi; Ascomycota; Sordariomycetes; Hypocreales; Bionectriaceae. The record is from the annotation of a GenBank genome assembly.
AUGAAAGAUUAUGAUACGCAGGCUUCACUAUGCCAAGCCAAUCUUGAGACUGUUCUUGUUAAUUUCCAUUUUCAUCACCCAACAACCAUGGACCUCGCCUAUGCUUUAGGGUUUGCGUGCAUGUAUUGUCUUCAGAAGAGCAAGAUAUCCGCGGCGUGGAGCUUCGUCAGCUUUGCCGCACACACCAUCCACGCUCUCGGUUUACAGCAUCAUAAACUGCCCAUGAGUUCAGAAGGGCUAGAGGACAAGGAACGCAGGAGAGAUAUGUUCUGGACAAUCUAUUCCGCUGAGAAGACAUUAUCUUUGCGGUUAGGCCGCGCCUCGAACUUCCGAGAUCAGGAUAUUACCCUGGCUCGUCCUGUGCAAUCGCGCCCCGGUGAUGCGUUCUUGGCAGUACUCGCCCCGGCUUGGGUUAGCAUGGCUAGUAUUCAGGGUCGGAUCUAUGACGAAAUCUAUAGUCCAGGAGCCUUGAUGCAACCAGCACAUGUCAGAACGUCUCGAGCUCGAGCUCUUGCAGAGGAGCUGAAAGUUCUUAUGCAGCGUGCAGAACAGGUUCAUGAACAAUAUACGGCUUCAAAGGGACACGUACUGGGGUUGGAUUAUCACGAAAUAGCACGGCGGUCCGACCGAGUUAUGGGCCUUUGCUUUCUUACCCUCAUCUACCGCAGUAUUGCUCCGGAGAAACCAGCCACAUCUGAAUUCUGUGACGAAUGUGUCGAAUACGCGAGGGAUACGCUUCAGGAGCAUGAAAGAUGCGUUGGUGUUAUAAACAAGUCACAGGGCAAGCCAAUUUUCCUUGAAACAUACAUCAACUGGUAUAUCAUUCGAUCUCCGUUCAUACCCUUCAUUGUCAUAUUCUGCUACAUUGUUGAGACCUCCCAGGCCUCGGAUCUCAAGCACUUGGGGGCCCUCGUUGAGACUCUUGAUUCUAUAUCAAACUCCCACGCACAAAGUACAUUCAGCAAGCAACGUAGUCUCUUCAGGGCAUUAUAUGACGUCGCGUGUAAGUACAUCGAGGUUAAAUCCCGUGACAACAGCACUGGCCAAGUAGAAAUUCCUUGGUCAACAGUCCAGCAAGAAUACGCCACUGGGUUCGCUGGCACAGCCUCCGCCAUUGGCCUUGGCUCGAUAGACCCCAGUGCAGUGGUACAAAAUGUUCCAAUGACUGCAGCUUCACAUGCUCAUUCUGGAAGUAUGACGGCUGAAGACGUUGGCUACAGAGAUAGGCCGGAACUACUGGCGAUGGUUGAUCCUCUCUCUUUGCAUAAUCCUGGAAUUGGAGAUGUGGACAUGGAAAUGGAUCCUUCUGGAGCCCAGCUCUGGGACUGGUUUAACAAAAAUCAGUCAAUCAUGAGGAUGCUUGAAGAUACAUAA